Messenger RNA from Struthio camelus australis, 3047 nucleotides. NCBI's taxonomy places the organism in Eukaryota, Metazoa, Chordata, Aves, Struthioniformes, Struthionidae. The record is from RefSeq and is a predicted model, not a curated record.
CCGCGUUGGAUGCUCUCCGCUCAGAAUGUGACUGUUGAUGAAAUCAUGACAGCCUACAAACAAGCCUGUCAGAAGCUGAACUGCAAGCAGAUACCCAAACUACUGAAGCAGAUACAGGAAUUUAAAGAUCUGGCUCCCAGGAUAGAUUGCUUGGAUCUAAAAGGGGAAAAGCUGGAUUACAAGGCCUGUGAGGCACUGGAAGAAAUUUUCAAACGGGUCCAGUUCAAAAUUGUUGACUUGGAGCAAACAAACUUGGAUGAAGAUGGUGCCUCGGCAUUGUUUGACAUGAUCGAGUACUACGAGUCAGCAACGCACCUCAACAUCUCGUUUAACAAACACAUCGGCACCCGAGGCUGGCAAGCAGCUGCGCACAUGAUGAGAAAGGUUUGUGCUAGCUCCUGGAUGCCCGCCCGAAACCCUCCCUUGCUGGACCACUCGGCGCCGUUCGUGGCUCGCGCCCUGCGCAUCAGCAGCAGCCUGGUCGUCCUGCACCUGGAAAACGCCAGCCUCUCCGGGCGCCCACUCAUGUUGCUGGCAACGGCCCUGAAGAUGAACAUGAACCUGCGCGAGCUGUACCUGGCCGAUAACAAACUGAACGGGCUGCAGGACUCUGCUCAGCUCGGCAACCUGCUGAAAUUCAACUGCUACAUACAGAUAUUAGAUCUGCGGAACAACCAUAUCCUGGACUCAGGCUUGGCUUACAUCUGCGAAGGGUUGAAGGAGCAGCGGAAAGGGCUGGUCACUCUGGUUUUGUGGAAUAACCAGCUGACUCACACCGGCAUGGCUUAUCUGGGCAUGACGCUGCCUCACACGCAGAGCCUGGAGACCUUGAACCUCGGUCACAACCCCAUCGGGAACGAGGGUGUCCGCAACCUGAAGAAUGGGCUCAUCGGGAACCGCUCGGUCCUUCGCCUGGGCUUGGCAUCGACCAAGCUGACGUGCGAAGGUGCCGUGGCAGUGGCAGAGUUCAUCGCGGAGAGCCCGCGGCUCCUUCGCCUGGACCUGCGAGAGAACGAGAUCAAAACGGGGGGCCUCAUGGCGCUCUCCCUGGCUCUGAAGGUCAACCACUCGCUGCUCAGGCUCGACUUGGACAGGGAGCCCAAGAAAGAGUCUGUAAAGAGUUUUAUUGAAACGCAGAAGGCUCUGCUGGCGGAAAUUCAGAACGGCUGCAAGCGCAACUUCAUUCUGGCCAAAGAGAAAGAAGAAAAGGAGCAGAAACUGCAGCAGUCAGCUUCGAUGCCGGAGAUCACCGUGACGGAGCCUCUGGAGGAGGCACCUGUGGAGAACAGCCAAGACGACAGCACAGCAUCCACCCCUGAAGAGGGAGAAGAAGUCGAGGAGACCCCGGUGUCCAAGGAGAACGGGGACACGGAGCAGGCAGCGGACGACGACAGAGAUGGUGUGACCUACUCCGAUUCGGAUACGGAUGAGGAGACGGACACUGGGUUAGAGACAAAGGACUUCAGCGGAUUGCAGAAACAAAAUGACUCUGAUCACGUCGCUGGUGUGCCCCAGCCGCUGCUUUCCUCCGAAAAGGCAAGGGACAGGCCUCCCCCCUUACACGUUGCAGAGGAGUCGCAGCACGAUCCCAAAGGAGGGGGGAGCUUGGGGAAUCACGCCGGCUCUCCGACCUGUACUUCCUCCCAGGGAAACGAGAGAAGGAUUUCUGUUUCCAGUCCUGGCCGAGGCCAUAAGAUCUUUGUGGUGACGCGGGUGGAAAGCCUGCCGGAGCGAACGCCGGAGAACACUACAUGCCUGCGGGAGACCACGGAUGCCGUGCGAGGCGAUGCGGUGAAACCAACUGAGCCGCAAACCCAGCUUCCAGCCCCCAAAACCGAACUCUCGGACUCGCGGGCAAACGGGACGGUUUCCGAGUUAGCUGCCAACUUGGAAAACCCUCCGGUAGCGCAGAGCGCCGGCUCGAACCCCGAGCGGAGUAACUCUGCGCCCUGCGAGAAUGUGAUCCAUGACACUCCACUCCCCAACGGGCUGAAGACGGAUUUUGCGCGAGCACUGCCGGACGCGUCCUCGGACGGCGACGGGAAAAUUGGGAGCUGUGCCGUGGAGCACGAGCUGAACUGCUCCAAGAACGAGAAGGAACUGGAGGAACUGCUCCUAGAAGCCAGCCAGGACACGGGGCAGGAGCCACUGUGACGGCAGAUCCUCGGCGUCGUUCUGCAUCCAAGCGAGGCUCUCGGGAAAGGCCUGUGUAGCUCUAUUCUGUUCCCACUCCACGUGAUUAAGAAACAAACCUUGGUCUUCGGUACAAAGGUUAUUUUUUUCCAGAACAAUCUAUUUCCUGCCCUAAACUCUUCCCCAUGGUCUUGACUCACCUUCCCUACCAGGAAGGACUCUGAUAUUCCCAGGGCGAUGGAGGAAGGGAAGGAGACCAGAGAAAUUGACUGAAAACGGAGACUUCCCUCCCUUUAUCUGAGAUGUUUCUGCCCUUCUCUAGACACUAGUUGAUCCAUUUGCGUUUUCUUUUCUAUAUUUCUCCGGAAUUACCACUUGUUACUGCGGAAUUUGUAAGGAGAUGAUACCGCACCCCGGAGACCGGGCGAAUGCACGAGAUUGCUCUCUUCAAUCCAAAUGGGAGAUUAAAAACCAGCGCCUCCUGGUUCAGGCUCGGCUACGCUGCCACACACUACAAAGUGCCCCAGGUUUCCAAGGGAUGCUUUGAACGAGCUGCAUUUUGGGACAAAAACUCGCUAGCAGAAUGGUUGCACACGAUUGUAUUCCCUAGAGGAGAGAGGGAGGCACGGACAAGCUGUAGUCACCUGUCGAGGAACUUAUAUCACUAAGCGAGAUAUCCAGGACAGGCUGCGUUUGCAGCCACAAUGGUUAUUUAUUUUAAAAAUCCCUUUUUUUGGUAUAUAUUUAUCAUGAGCUGCAAAGUUACUGGGUGGGGAUUUGACUUAAAGGACGAUGUAGAAUUAAUUACUUUUAGUCUAACCUGCAACCUUUUCUGAACUUCCGCUCUUGGUUUGCAAAACUCUGCCCCAAAAAAGAAAAGAAAAAGAAAAAAAGCGCCCUUGAAAGAGCCUUCC